UUCACUACAGUAAUGCAAACUGCUGAGCUUUGACGGGUUUUGCUGCUGCUGUCGCAUGUCACUUCACAGGAACUUUGAUUUGCAUGUUUUAAAAUGAAGAUUGCCCUGGUUCUUUUUUUGUGGUCACAGAUGGAGGUUUAAAAGGUAGUGAACUUUGUGUGUGGAACAAGAACUGAAGGGUCUGAUCUGGAGGUUGUGAAUACAGUGUGUUGAUAAAAGGACACCUAAACUGGAACCUCAGGUAAAAACAGCUGGCACUCUCCUAAUGCCACAGAGAUCAAAGGGUGUCCUCUCAUCCCAGUGUGGAUCCCUCUGUGGUAUGUAUUGCAGUUUUACUUGAAGAUUUAAUAGUCUCAGGUUGCUUACCAUGAGCCCUAUUUGGAUGCCCAUGUCAAGCAUUAGGGCUUUGUGACUUUUGCAGUUAUCUUAGGAGAUUUCAUCUUUUUGUCUUUCCUCUAGGGCAGUGGUUUUUAAACUUUUUAGACUCACAGAACAUUUUCAUAUCACUUCUGCCACAGAAGCCCUACCUUGUCCUGUGAGCUGACACAGAGCAGGCAUCCCAGCCCAACAAGACAGCACACCACCUCCAGCCUGCUCCCCUAUUGCCUCCAAUCUCUGUGAAGAGCCACUAAUGACCCCGAGCGUAACCCCAAGGUUCCACGGACCAGUUUGAAAACCACUGCUGUAGGGGGAUGGAGUGGCUUACAAGCCACCAUCAUAGGAAAAGCUUAAAUGAUGCAGCGCAUAUUUAAGAAAGGAAAAGAACAGAUAGAUAUAAAGACAAUCAUUUACUUCCCUCUCUCAUUUAGCAGCUGUGGCAGGGAGUACAUAAUACCUGGAUUGUGAAAGUGUGCAUGACAAAUUAUAAUGGUUGCUAGCCUGUAAAAGCAGCUGUAUCAGCAGCAAGAGUUGCUGUAUCAGCAGCAUCUCAGCUUAGGUCAGAAUUUCUUCAACCUCUCAAAAGUUUCUCAGAAUUGUGUCCCUUCCUUUAAGAGCUAGUUGAAAUAGAAAAAUUCAUAAGAGGAGAGAAUUAAAAGGAACCUCCUGGUUCAUCAUGGACAACCAUGCCCUAUGCAGCAUUCCCCUUCCACAAACUAAUUCAUCUCCUUUUUUGCCCCUAGAAAUUCUGUUGGAGGCUGGUCCAGAACUUCAUGACUUCCAUGUUGUCUCAACUCCAAGAAGCAACAUGGAAACAACAAAUUGCCUGGAGAAGAAGAGUCCCAAAGAAAAGAACUGUAGAUGCUAUUGGAUAGUCUGUAUUUUGAUUUCUUUCUUUCUUUUGACACUGGUUUUGGUCCUGUUUUGCAUAGUCCGCUGUUUUACCCAUCCUGCGCAGACUUCUGACAUCUGCUGGGUUCAUGCAACUUGGCCUUCAAAUUCCACUGGCAUCGUUCGCUGGAAAUGGAACAUGACAAACUGCAGUAAUUCAGUGCAGAACAUCACUGAGAAUAAUCAUGAUAUGUUGGAGAUCCUGCAGGAUGGCUUGUACUUUGUGUACAGUUCAGUGCACCAUCUCAAUAGUAUUGAUGAUGACAAUUUUACGAUAAUGCUGCACAGUAAGAAUUACUUGCUUGACAAGGUUACUGGGCCAAAUUGUGGAGACACAUCUUCCACAAUCAGUUUUGGAAGACCACAUCUCUUGAAGAAGGGGGAAAGGCUGUACCUUUUAUUCAAUAACAAUUUGAUGUACAUCUCAAGAAAUAUAACUUACUGGGGGCUGUUCAGAAUGCACUAGGGUUCCACUCUUGAGUGGCUCCUGCCACGCUCCAAGGAACUUGCCGUUUUUCUCCAUAUCAAACCCAAGAAUAAAGCAGAGGUUUUUCUAGCAGUCCUCUACUCAUCUUGUCAGGGUGACUAAAACAGGCACUCAGUAAAGACAUGGCUUUGUGAUACCGGUAACAAUGAUGGAUAUUGUCCAAUUGUCACCAGAAAUGAAAACAGACAAUUCUGGAACAACAUCGUGAAUGCAGGAAUGAAACAUCUUGAUACAGGCGAGGUGCCAGUCAGAAAGUCUUGGGAAAAAAUAGUCACUACAUCCUGCUGUAGUGCAGAGUAUAUUAACAUUUCUGAGCUAUAGUAAAGUCUUGCUGUAUAACUGGCUGCAUUUUAGAGGUGAAGAAGAGCUAUCACCAUUGAUACAUUUUGUGAAGUGACUUGGGGAUCCUUUUGAUGUAAGCUGCUGUAUAUAAGCUUGCCACAAAGAGUCCUGUCUAGGGACCAAACAAUUUAAAGCUAAAUUGGGAUUGAGGGACAAUUCCUAAAUCACCUAGGACUUAAACACAGCUUCUUUACUUUCUGUCCUUU
Messenger RNA from Alligator sinensis (Chinese alligator), 2304 nucleotides. RefSeq lists its product as uncharacterized. The record is from RefSeq and is a predicted model, not a curated record. Bases 1055 to 1735 code for a protein of 226 amino acids. Gene Ontology annotation, biological process: T cell proliferation involved in immune response; immune response; tumor necrosis factor-mediated signaling pathway. Gene Ontology annotation, cellular component: membrane. NCBI's taxonomy places the organism in Eukaryota, Metazoa, Chordata, Crocodylia, Alligatoridae. Gene Ontology annotation, molecular function: tumor necrosis factor receptor binding. The transcript has 4 exons.